Molecule: messenger RNA, 2922 nt
Organism: Venustampulla echinocandica
Lineage: Eukaryota; Fungi; Ascomycota; Leotiomycetes; Helotiales; Pleuroascaceae
Product: Oxysterol-binding protein-like protein
Exons: 3
Coding region: 1-2922 (973 amino acids)
Biological process (GO): ER to Golgi ceramide transport; maintenance of cell polarity; endocytosis
Cellular component (GO): plasma membrane; perinuclear endoplasmic reticulum; intracellular membrane-bounded organelle
Molecular function (GO): sterol binding
Source: RefSeq, a predicted model, not a curated record
AUGGCCGGCCUGGAGCAAUUGGAGAUCCAUAGCAAGUCGUACAUCGUUCGCUGGGUGAAAGUCGAUGAAGGGCAUACUAUAAGCUGGAGCGUUCAGCCGCAUAAGAAAUCGGUUAACUUUGGAAUAUUCAAACAUCCUCGAACGAGCAAUGGCAUCUCGGUCCAAUCAUCAGACGAAACGGGCUCUGCAAUUCAACCGGUCGAAGCAGGAUUUGACAAGGGACGACGGGCUCUAGCCAACAGGAAUGUAGACGCUUCUACAGCCCAAGAACAGCUCAAGGCAAAGGGCUUCAUCGCGGUAAAAUGGUAUGGCAACUGCGAGGCAGACAAAGUCUCGAUGGGGACGUAUGCGGUCGAUCGGGGCACGGGGGGGAUGUACGGGUUGGUGUUUGACAACACGUUUUCGAAAACGACUUCGAAAACGGCAACAUUCGUUCUCCUUACAUACCCGUCCAAUGCCCCUCCGCACUCUAUGCAAAAUAUUAUGGCCGGGACGGCUAAGAACUCGAGCCCGACUACUUCAGCAGAUUUAGCUUCCGACUCCGUUGAUAGUCUGCACUUAGGAGCUGGAAGCAAAGGUAGCAGAGGCAACUCAGUUGCAGGCCGCAACGGAAGCGAAAGCGGCCUCUCAACCUACCAUGUCGGUGUCCUCCAGAAGCGCCGCCGAAAACGAGGCCAAGGUUAUGCAAGGAGAUUUUUCUCGCUAGAUUUCGAAUCUUGCACGUUGUCAUAUUAUUAUAACCGGAAUUCGUCGGCGCUCAGGGGCGCGAUACCGCUAAGCUUGGCUGCGAUAGCUGCGGAUGAAAGACGGAGAGAAAUUAGUAUAGAUUCGGGAGCAGAAGUAUGGCAUCUGAAGGCUGGAAAUGCGAAAGAUUUCAUGGAAUGGACGAAGGCUCUUGAGCGAGCUAGCACUAGAGCUCGAGAUGCUGACGCUGAUUCUACCACUCAGCCUGGACAACGCAAUGUCAACACAUCGGGUUUGCAAAUUGUAACGGGAAGCCCGCAGGAAGAAAAAGAGUGGGAGCAGGUGGAGUCGCUGGUUAGCAGGGUUGCUGGCACCCGUGAUGCUAUUCGAAGAUUAUCGAAACACACUGCUCCUGGGGCGAAAAGCUCAAAUGCUGCGUUAGGCAUGUCAAGCCUAAGCAUACCUUCCAAUUUUGAUGGGCACGAUGAUUACUUCGCUUCAGGCGGCUCUGAAAAGAGGCCCUUCUGGAAGCGCAAGGCGAGUACACCUGCAGCACCUCAAAUGACCCAACGUGGUAUCUCGUCACAGCUUGCCGUCCCCCCGCCUACUUCAGUGACUACUACAGUCACAGCUGCAACGACACCCUCAUCGCGGAAGCCCAGAACCUCGCUUGAGGAGACCAGCAUGCAUGACCACUGCGCGGCGCUGCUCCGCGAUUUGGAUGGUGUUCUCCAAGAUUUCUCGACACUGUUAACCAACAGCAAGCGCCGCCGAAAUCCUGGUCCAAAGUCGGGAACAAGAACUAGUAUGGAUUCAACUUCCACGGCUGAGUUCUUUGAUGCCGAGCCAGGCGAUUUAGAUCGCUCUCAGCUGUUGAGGAUCGAUCGUCAGAGCGACGAAGGUGUCCAACCUUCAGAAGCUGAGGAUGAAUUUGUCACAGACGCAUCUUCUAUAUCCUCAGCCGGAGACGAAAAUGCACCUCACCUCAACGGUGCAGCAGACCUCUUUCCAACGAAACCUAAGUCGCUGGAUCCGCUUCCAAUACCCAUACUAGUAAAGCGCCGAAAGAUCGUGCCCCCCGCGAGUGGACCGCCCCCUAGUCUGGUCGGCUUCGUACGCAAGAAUGUAGGGAAAGACUUUAGCACCAUCAGUAUGCCCGUCAGCGCCAAUGAGCCUAUAUCCCUUCUCCAACGUGUUGCAGAGCAACUAGAAUACGCCCAGAUCCUCGACACAGCCGCAUCUCAUAAAGUGGCUACCUAUCGACUUCUUCAUGUUUCAGCUUUUGCAAUCUCUCAAUUCAGUUCAAUUCGAGCCAAAGAACGAGCAAUGCGUAAACCAUUCAAUCCCCUACUGGGAGAAACAUUCGAGCUAGUUCGAACUGAAAAGGAGGUCCCUGGCGGAUUCCGAUUACUAGUAGAAAAGGUCUGUCAUCGGCCAGUUCGAAUGGCCUGCCAAGCCGAUUCCACAAACUGGUCAUUCGGUCAAAGUCCUGCCCCUGUACAAAAUUUCUGGGGAAAGAGCGCAGAAUUGGUCACCGAAGGCCGUGUAAGGAUCGCAUUACGACUUCCGGAUGGAAGCGAAGAACUGUAUAGCUGGAAUGUGGCUACUAUAUUCCUGCGGAAUGUCGUGAUGGGCGAGAAAUACUUUGAGCCAGUGGGUAGCAUGGUAGUUACCAAUGAAACUACAGGUGGGAAAGCAACCAUCGAAUUUAAGCAGAAAGGCAUGUUCGGCGGGCGCAGCGAAGACGUGCAGGUCGAUAUCUUCGGUCCAGAUGGCGCGCCUACGGGCGUUGGCUUGACCGGUACGUGGACCACCAGUCUCAAGAUGCAGGAAAACGGGAGAAGCGGCGGCGAAAUCUGGCGUGUUGGCGAACUCGUCGAUAAUGCGGCCCAGCGAUAUGGUCUCACGACAUUUGCGGCCAGUUUGAACGAGAUUACAGAGCUCGAGAGGGGGAGACUACCACCUACGGAUUGUAGACUACGACCGGAUCAACGCGCUGCCGAAAGGGGCGAUCUUGAUACGGCGGAGGAGCUUAAGACGAAGCUAGAAGAGAACCAGAGACUUAGAAGGAAAGAGGUCGAAACGAGAGGUGAUGUUCACAUUCCGAGAUGGUUUGUUCCGGUUGAUGGUGGAAAUGAUGGCGAAGAGGGAUGGAAGUUGAAGACUGGGAAGGAUGGGUAUUGGGAAGAGCGAGCUAGGGGGACGUGGACGGGCGUGGAUAAUAUUCUCGUUCCGUAA